This is a messenger RNA of Cricetulus griseus (Chinese hamster), 1943 nucleotides long. The record is from RefSeq and is a predicted model, not a curated record. Lineage: Eukaryota; Metazoa; Chordata; Mammalia; Rodentia; Cricetidae.
GUUCUCCCGACCCAAGUGGGGCAGGAUGGCGCCGGUGAGGCCGUCUUCGAAGUGGCGGGCCGGAGGAUUUGCGGCGCGCGAGGAAGGGACGCCUCAGGUCGCAUCCAAGAACCAUAGUGGGAAACGCAGGACCUGGCGGCCUAGCCACCAGCAAGCCUUCCCCGGAAGCGUUCGCGAGGGACAAGGUUUUGCAUUUCGGAGGAAACUGAAGAUCCAGCAAAAUUACAAGAAAUUGCUAUGGAAGGUAAAGAAGGCAUCAACGUCCCAGGAAUCCCAGUUCACUGAUCAUUACCCAGACCAUCUGAAACACCUCUAUUUAGCUGAAGAAGAAAGACUCAAGAAACAGCGGAGAAAGGUUGGUCUGCCUCCCUCAGAAGAACAAGUUGACCAGCCUGUGCCUGAAGAAGAGUGUAACACUGAACAGACUUUGUCUGAGAAACAGUCUAGUGAUCACCAGUCUCAGCCAGAGCAGCUGUGUACACCAAAUUCUGUCACUGUUCCAAAGAAAAAGAAAACUUCAAACCAAAAGGCACAAGAAGAGUAUGAACGGAUACAAGCAAAGCGUGCUGCUAAGAAAUUUGAAUUUGAAAUGAGAAAGCGAGAACGAGAAGAGGCUCAGAGGCUCUACAAGAAGAAGAAGAUGGAAGCUUUCAAAGUCCUGAGCAAAAAGACUAGAAAGGGCCAGCCAAACCUGAAUCUGCAGAUGGAGUAUCUUCUCCAGAAGAUACAAGAAACCAGUUAAACUAGACAUUAAAUGCCUAUGGACUGGUGCAUCUGUUUGUGUGUUGGGAGCACCAGUGAACUAAAUUUGCUGAUGUCAAUGGAUUGCUGAAUUACUUUUUUGUUUUUGUAAUAAAAAAAAAUGCUAUAUAUUUUUUUCCACAAAGAAUGACUUAUCCUGAAGAACUUUAAAACUUUCCAUGGAAGUUGUAUGAAAUAAAAACUGUUUGAAAUAGGAGGCCUGAGCUCACAGGUGAAGCAUUUCAGUGAUGGAAACACGUUUCAGUGCAACAAGCUCAGUGCAACUGUAAGACCCCCGAAGGGAGACCCUCACUCAAAUCUCGGGAAUAGCGCGCACCCAGUGAGUCACCGAGACCCGGACUUGCUGCAAUCACACGAGGAAGUUUAUUGAAAAAGUAAUUGAAUGAGAUCUCAAGCCAGCAUGCUAGGGUCGAGGCUCAAAGGAGUUCGACCCCGACCCAAACUUGUGACAAGCUUAUAAAGGCAAAAACCAUAAAGGAGGGGAGGGGGACUAGGGAGGAAAUAGAGGAAGCCCAAAGUUACACAUUCACUCAUAAAGGCAAAAAACACAAAGGAGGGAGGAGGACUAGGGAGGAAAUAGGGGAAGCCCAAAGUUACACAUUUACUCAUCAGUUAAACUAUGUGGACACACCUGGAGCGUUUGAACUUUUCACAGAGGUCGUUGGGACAUCCUGUGGCUAUUCCAGGAGCUGUUUUUUUGUUUUUUGUUUUUUUUUUAUGAGAGUUCGGGGAGCGGCCACCUGCAGGGGACGGGAGCCCCCAAGGUGACGAGCCCAUGUUCUUAUAGACAGCUAGUAAUUUUUACUCUUCACAACAAGCAUCCACAGCACCGGGGGCUUGCUUACUGGGAACUAGGUCCUUGCGUUUCAGUGCAGCAAGCAGCAAGCAGCCACAGCACUGGGGGCUUGCUUACUGGGAAUUAGGUCCUUGUGUUUCAGUGCAGCAAGCAGCCACAGCACCAGGGGCUUGCUUACUGGGAACUAGGUCCUUGUACUUGUUUGGCAGUUGGAUUACCAUUAAAGUACAUUGUAUCCCUGGGAGUUUUGUGAUAGGGUUCCCGUGCUGCUUCUAAGUCUCAUGCUGGUCUCAAACUUGUGAUCAUCUUGCCUCUGCCACCAGGGCACCACCGUGCCUAAUAGAUUGUAUCGUGUUUAAAUUAAAUUCAUUUUAAUGAUAAAGAA